This is a messenger RNA of Angiostrongylus costaricensis, 174 nucleotides long. The record is from the annotation of a GenBank genome assembly. Lineage: Eukaryota; Metazoa; Nematoda; Chromadorea; Rhabditida; Metastrongylidae.
AUGAUUCGAGGGGAGCACCGAGAAAUUGAAGAGGAGAUUGCGAAUCGAAUCCUUUCCGACAUCUCCGAGGAGGGUUCGAUCACCGGUAGUCUUGGAAGUGCUGAAGAUCUCGAGGCAAUGUUCAACACCAGAAAGGUACCGUUUAGAGUUCAAAUAACGAAACUGAAGCAGUAG